UUUAGCAGAGCAAUCGAACUUUUAGUGUCGCUCGAAGUUACGAUCAGAGUUUCCAUCAUACCUUCAACCGGCAGUGUACAUCGAAUAGUUGCCUUAAAAUAUAAAGACGUUUACGCAACCUAUUAAUGACUGAAUGAAAUUUCAAAAUUCGAACAGCUACAGGGAAAUUCGAUUCGUUUAUAUUUUCGCACAGUGCAUUUCAUAUCAAAAUUUCUCGUACGAUAGUGGAAAGUACCUUCAGCUCAAUUCAAUUCUCUUUCACAGUUAUCUUCGGUGUAAGCAGAAAGUAAUCUGUCAGGGCACAGCGAAGUUGGUCAAUGGAGUUAUAAAAGAAGUCCAUCACCAUUCCGAAUAUUGCGUGCCAGACGAUAAAUUCGAAAUAAUUAGUCGCUUUAAAGAAGAGUUGUCAGAAGCACUGCGAUGAAAUUGGUACAAGCUAAAAAACUUGUACGAUAUGUUAGCAACUGUUCAUCCGGAAGCCGCUCGUUAUUUAUCGUUCCGAAGUGUUCGAUCUUUCAUGCAAAAAUGCAGGAGGCGGCAUUAUCCACCAUGCCCUAGAACCAUCGAAGAAUUCGUGGGCCGACUUUCCGAUCCAGCGUCUGCAAGAUAUCUGGAGUACACAAAUGGGCGAUUAUCAGUGCGACUGAUCACCGACGAAAGUGGUGCGCAACAUGCUCUUUUUUUCGACGAAAACUUCGUUCGUCAGGAAAUGAGCGAUGUUACUAGAUUGCUGAUCGAUGGGACUUUUUGCUCAAGACCCCAAGUCGCAGGAGUGUACCAGCUACUAACCGUCAUGGGAAUCAAACUCAACCAUGGUUUUCCUUUCGUAUGGGUCGUGAUGACGAAAAAAACGCAGGUAGCAUAUGUUGCAUGCCUACGAUAUAUUAAAGAACAUGUCCUGCCUGCGAACAAUAUUGUGCUUGCGAUGAGUGAUUUCGAGCGUGGAUUGCGCAAUGCGAUCACGGAAAUUUUUCCAGGAGUGCAUAGCAUGGGUUGCAACACGCACCAUGAUCGCGCACUGUAUGGGAAAGCUAAAGCCCUCGGGCUUCAGAAUUUUCUACGAACGAAUGAAGAGGCUAAAAUGUACUUCAAAAAAGUUCUGGCAUUAGCAUACUUGCCAGCUCACCUCAUCGGGACCAAAUUUCGAGACCUGAAGAAUAGGUUAUCGGAUGCAGUGAAAAGACGGUUGCGAUCAUUUAACGAUUACUACGCGCGAUACUGGCUGGGAAUCGUUAAACCGGAAGGUUUCAGUGUGUAUGCACUUGCCUGUCGCACUAACAAUAUAGUUGAAUCCUACCAUAGUAGGUUGCAGCACAGGAUGGAAAGUCGCCCUGGCGCAUGGGAUUUCGUUUGCAAACUGCUUAAAUUGCAAGCAGACGUUCGAACCGACGUUGAACGGCUAAAAAACAAUGUUCAAAUCGGUCGCCAUGCACGAUACUCAUCCGUAUUUAAGCAAAGACAACUGAUCAGAGCAUGGCAUGAACUCCGCAUGCAGCAGAUCACGGACGAUGAGUUCCUGAAGAAAGCAGCUGCCUUGAAAGGCAAUGUUGACGCGCUCAUCGCUCAUCAUAGAGAUGAUCAAGUCCAUGAUGAAGCUCUUGAUGAGCAUGAGCUGCAGGAAGCUUCACAAGCCAGACCAUUAGGACUUAAUGUAGAUCCUGAUUUCGACGAUGAAUUUUUUUCCGGAGAACCACCUCAUUGGCUUCGUGAUAAUGCAGCAGCAUUUCCCGAAAAUGAUGAUGAACCCAUAAACGACAAUUCGAGUGACGAAUCGAUGGUGGUUGAGACAUUCAACCAAAGAGAAGGAUACCUGCCAAUUGAGAUAAUCGAAGAGUCACAUCAAUCUUCGUCCUUGGAUGAUGCUGGAAAUUUGUCCGCAGAAGAUAAUGCAGAAAGAGAGAAUGUCGAUGAUUUCGAGGAAGACGCGCAGCAAUCUUCACGAGCCAACGAUAUCGAAAACGACCGGGUAAUUGUGAUUGACGAUGAAGAGGUUCAGCAAUCUUCGUCUAAUCAUGCUAGUAAUGUUACUGCAGCAGGAAAUCCGGAAAGGGAGAGCAUCAAUGAUUUCGAGGAAGACCGACAGCCAUCCUCACAACCCAACGAUGUCGGUCUGAUCCGGCAGCGAAGAAGAGAGGAGACGUUGACCAGCUCUGCUUCAACUUCUUCAACGGAACCACAUCCGAGGAAUCGAAGAAAGAAUAAGCGACGAAAAGAGAUGAGAAUAAAAGCUGCGGCGCGGAAGCGAGUUGCAGUAGCGAACGAAAUCACACGUCUUCGGGAGGAGUUGACAGCAACCGAAAACAGCCGACGAGAGAGGGAAGAUAAUGACUCCUGUAAGGUGUGUUUAUUGGAAAAGGCAACCCAUGCGUAUUGGCCGUGUGGACACGCUUGUUGCUGCCAAAACUGCAUGAAUCAGCUCUGGUAUGAGCAAGCAGUACGGAAGUGUCCUAUAUGCAGGAUAUUAGGAACACAGCCCCCUCGGAGGAUUUUUCUACCGGGAGACUGCUAAAGUCAUAUCAAGACAAAAGCUAUCGAGAGGACAUAUAUGUAUAAGUUUAUAAACGUUCA
Molecule: messenger RNA, 2568 nt
Organism: Venturia canescens
Lineage: Eukaryota; Metazoa; Arthropoda; Insecta; Hymenoptera; Ichneumonidae
Exons: 13
Coding region: 455-2509 (684 amino acids)
Source: RefSeq, a predicted model, not a curated record